Amorphotheca resinae ATCC 22711 is the source of this 681-nucleotide messenger RNA. RefSeq lists its product as hypothetical. Bases 81 to 659 code for a protein of 192 amino acids. Lineage: Eukaryota; Fungi; Ascomycota; Leotiomycetes; Helotiales; Amorphothecaceae. The transcript is spliced from 4 exons. Gene Ontology annotation, biological process: endoplasmic reticulum to Golgi vesicle-mediated transport; intra-Golgi vesicle-mediated transport. The record is from RefSeq and is a predicted model, not a curated record. Gene Ontology annotation, cellular component: cis-Golgi network membrane; TRAPP complex; cytosol.
GCCGCGUGCUCUGCCUGAUCAGAACCUAACAACAUCUGUUGAACUUUGAUCGCAAGUAGCUGAGAAGCCAGUAUUUCAUCAUGGCUUCAUCAAAAGCUGCGCGCAUGGGAGAAGAGGUAUGGAAGAGUCGAGUCGACAAAGUUAAUGCUGAGUUGGUGACCCUGACUUAUGGGACGAUCGUUGCACAAUUAUGCAAAGACUAUGAGAACGACUACGUUGAGGUUAACAAACAACUCGAUAAAAUGGGCUACAACAUUGGUCUACGGUUGAUUGAAGACUACCUCGCAAAAUCGAAUACCAUGAGGAGGUGCUCGAAUUUCAGGGAGACGGCAGAAAUGAUUGCGAAGGUUGGAUUUAAGAUAUUUCUCAACAUCACACCAGUGAUCACGAACUGGACGAGCGACACCAAGCAAUUCUCUUUGAUCUUUGAAGAAAACCCACUUGCAGACUUCGUCGAGUUGCCCGAUGAUGGCAGGGCACAAGAUGAGUUAUGGUAUUCAAAUAUAUUCUGUGGGGUCUUGAGGGGAGCUCUGGAAAUGGUGCAGAUGCAGGUGGAGGUACACUUUAUCAGCGAUGUGCUAAGGGGCCAUGAUACGACGGAGAUGAGGGUAUCUCUGAUACGGUAUAUUGAUGAUGAGAUGCCAGUUGAUGAUGAAUAAGGGUCGGGCUUUUGGGAGUCUU